This is a messenger RNA of Acanthosepion pharaonis, 702 nucleotides long. The record is from the annotation of a GenBank genome assembly. NCBI's taxonomy places the organism in Eukaryota, Metazoa, Mollusca, Cephalopoda, Sepiida, Sepiidae.
AUGGGACGCUUUUUUUCUUUUUACACUUGUUCUUUUUGCUGCGUUAACACAAUCUUCGAAAUCGUUUUUGAUCUUUUCUUUCUUUCUUUCUUUCUUUCUUUCUUUCUUUCUUUCUUUCUUUAUCGUUAUUUCGUUCAUUUCACCUUUCUUUCUUUCUUUCUUUCUUUCUUUAUCGUUAUUUCGUUCAUUUCACCUUUCUUUCUUUCUUUCUUUCUUUCUUUAUCGUUAUUUCGUUCAUUUCACCUUUCUUUCUUUCUUUCUUUCUUUCUUUAUCGUUAUUUCGUUUUUUUUCUUUAUUUCUUUCAUUUCACCUUUUCUUUAUUUCUUUCAUUUCACCUUUCUUUUCUUUCUUUCUUUCUUUCUUUUUUCUUAUUUCGUUAUUUCACCUUUCAUCUUCUUUCUUUUCAUUUUUUUCGUUCACUUCUUUUUCCUUUAAUUCAUCUUUUUUUUUGUUUCUUUUUUUCCAUAAUUCUUUUUUUCUUUCCAUAUCACUAUUUCGAUUCUUUCUUUCUUUCUUUCUUCUCUGUCCCCCUGUUGCUCUGUAUAGCUUUUCUUUGUUCUCUACACAUCUCUCUUUUUUCAUUUCACGCAAAUAGUCACGUUUUUUUUUCUUUUCUGUCUUUUUCCUUUUAUCCCUUUUUUUCACCUUCUCCCUAUUCUAUUUGUUACUUCUCUCUCCCUUCAUCUCUCUACUCCACCUAA